Molecule: messenger RNA, 1206 nt
Organism: Aspergillus viridinutans
Lineage: Eukaryota; Fungi; Ascomycota; Eurotiomycetes; Eurotiales; Aspergillaceae
Exons: 2
Coding region: 1-1206 (401 amino acids)
Source: RefSeq, a predicted model, not a curated record
AUGGCUCCUCCGACAGAAUUGACCCUUUUAGAUAUACCGAGCGAGAUCCUAUUGCUGAUCUUUUACGAAACUUCGACAAUCCAGGAUGCUUGCGCUCUUGCUCGGACAUGCUCGCAGCUUCACGGACUGUUUUCACCCUUCAAUAAUAAGAUCAGUAUUCUUCGGUCGGCGGCCAAUGUUUCCAGGCGGCCAAAGUGUGAUUCUGGGGAAGACUUACCUGCGGUCAUUCGAAUACCGCCCCUCAACUGGGCGUUUCGAAGCAGCCAAAAUCCCAAAUGCGGCCUGCUGAUGGAAAUAAAUUACGGUCCACUAUCGGAGGAACUGACUGCUUCGACGAUGUGGAAUCUGGGAAUAAUACAGAGACGCCAAUCCAAGAGCCGUAUGUUUAACAGGGCAUUGCAUGAUUUUCUUUCCCAAUUCCAAGAACUAGAACGACGCUGGAGAGGAUACUUUGAACAUGCCACCGAGAACAUCCUGGCAAGCGCCGCGAGAUUGCAGCUGGAGAUUCUCCACCGUUCCGAGUCAUCGUUUGUCCCUACCGACCUUUCGAGCGAGACGACGGUUAUUGCGCUGGCCCUUCACUUACUUCUUGUUGUGCGGGAUAUUAGUAUUGUGGAUGACUUGGCAGUCCCCUGCACUGAGGAGGUGGUAUUUGCAGAUGGCCCUCUGAUCACCUUUGAUGGCGGCUACGAGUCCAACAGGCUUAUUCCAUCUUUGCGGGUCCACAAGAAAAAUGAACAAGAAUGGACAGAGAUACGCCUGGCCGAGACUAGUCAAAAACCGAGCUAUAGUCUCGAUGCCAGUCCGAAUGUCAUGAUGGAGUAUAUCAUUCAGUCGUCAUUUCGGCUCUUAGAUGCGCAUGAUCCCCGCCAUUGGCCGACAGUACUGUUUAUAAUUUUGAUCCUUUAUCUCUGCUUGCCCGACAUGUCGCCGUUUACCCCCUGGAUGUCAGCAAUCAAAGACGCAUCUGGGCCGCUAUUGCCCGUUCUCAAAGACCUUGCCCGAUAUUACUAUAUAUCCACAGAUGGUGGGAGGUUAAUGAGCGACUCCUGGGCUGACGAGGACUUUGCGGCUCGAGUCGGUCAUCAUGAAGAACGUAUCAAAUACGCUCGCAUGUUGAAUGAGCUCUGGCUCGAAACAGGUAGAUUGCAGAUCCUGGUUCAACAGUCCCCCGCUAACGACUACAGAUCGCGGAGAAUGGGCUAG